Molecule: messenger RNA, 885 nt
Organism: Vanderwaltozyma polyspora DSM 70294
Lineage: Eukaryota; Fungi; Ascomycota; Saccharomycetes; Saccharomycetales; Saccharomycetaceae
Product: TLC domain-containing protein
Exons: 1
Coding region: 1-885 (294 amino acids)
Biological process (GO): lipid homeostasis
Cellular component (GO): endoplasmic reticulum; membrane
Source: RefSeq, a predicted model, not a curated record
AUGAUUAAAGAGGUACAAGUCAUCGGUAUGGAUGACCCAUUUAUGGGAUACUCCUGGUUUCCAGGGUCUGAUAGUUUAUACCUAUCACAUUUGCAUGAAAUAGUUUACAGUUUUGUUGCGUAUACUAUUAUUUAUAAUAUAGUUUCACCAGUGGUUAAUAGAGUUAUAUUUGGCCACUAUUACACACAUUUGUCAAGUAGAACCGAUAAGAUCGACUUUGAUAUACAUACGGUUUCAAUGUUUCAAUGUAUCGUUUCACUAAUAUUAGCUCCUUUAAUCGUUACAGUGCCAAAGACUUUAGAUGUAUCCAAUUAUUACGAUCAUCUAUGUACAUUAACAUCAGCAGUUUCCUUGGGAUAUUUCAUUUGGGACAUUUGCGUUUGUAUUUUACAUUAUGAAGUUUCAGGACCUGCAUUUUUUGCACAUGCAAUAAUUUCAAUUUAUAUGUCUGCAAUUACAAUUAAACCAUUAUUCCAGCCAUGGAUCGGUGCAUUUCUUUUAUUUGAAGCAAGCACACCAUUUGUCAAUGUCAACUGGUACUUAUGUGCAUUGAAAAAAAUUUCAAAAGAGAAAAAUGUGUCAUUAAAUUUACCAACAUGGAUUAAUUCACUUAAUGGGUUAGUGUUAAUGUUCAUUUUCUUAACUGUCAGACUAAUUUGGGGUACAAGCUGUACCAUUGCAUUGGUGAGGGAAACUAUAAGAGUCAAGGCGAAUAUGCCACCGAUUCCAACACUAUUGUUCUUAGUUUUUGUCAUCUCAUUGAACUUGUUAAAUAUAUACUGGUUUUCGAAAAUGAUCAAAAUUGCAAUGAGAGCAAUGAAUGGUACUAAAUCUACAAACCAUACAAACAGCUCGAAUGCUAAAUUCUUAUCAGAAAAACCUUAA